AUGCGGGUCCCCUACCUCCUCUCCCUCCUCCCCGCCCUCGUUGUCGCACAGCUUCCCCUCCCAAAUCCCCCAUUCCUCCCCCCGGACAUCGCAUCUGGGGCACAAACAUCCUCUGGAGGCUUCCCGAACCCAAAAUGGUCCUCUCUGUUAGGGACACUUCUCUACUUCUAUGAUGAGCAACGCAGCGGCACACUUCCGUCCACGAACCGAGUACCAUGGCGCAACGACAGUUUGAUUCUUGAGGGUCGAGACGUUGGGAUUGAUCUUUCAGGAGGAUUCUACGACGCUGGAGAUUUCUCCAAGGACACUUUCCCCCUAUCUUUCGCCCUCAUGUCAAUAUGCUGGGGGGCUACAGAUUUUGGCCAAGGUUACGACCUGGCCAACCAGACGGCCUAUUUGGACGACACCUUACGAUGGGGCCUCGAUUGGUUAAUCAAGGCUCACCCGAACGAUACCACGCUGGUUGUAUUCAUAGCAUCCGCCGACGAACAAAACGCCUACUGGGGUGGGGAUCGGAGCAUUCCAUCGCCGCGACCAGUGUACACGAUUACUAACGCGAACCCGGGCACGGACGCCGCUGCAGGGGCUGCAGCCGCAUUUGCUGCCUGCUCGAACCUGUACGCCGGGCGUGGCUUCAGCAACUCGAGCUAUUCCGCACCCGCGUCGCUGAGAAAUGACUCCUACGCCAACACCCUCUUGACGCAUAGCCAACAGCUUUAUUCAUUCGCCGUUAACGCAACAGGUGGACGGAAGACGUACCAGACCUCAGUGCCUCAGGCUGGUGUGGCAUAUGCAUCCUCCGGCUAUGGAGACGAGCUUGCGAUGGCAGCGCUCUUCCUUUCAUGGGCUACUGGAUCUGCGACGCUGUACCAAGAAGCGGAAGCCUAUUACACCAGAUACAAGCUCGCUGAUUCGAACCGCGUGUUCAACUGGGACUCGAAGACACCUGGUCUGGCUGUUCUGUUCUCGCAGAUCAAUCAAGGAUCUCCGAGCUUUGGUGGUAAUUUCAGCACCUGGAGGGACACAGCGGAAGACUACUUUGACGAUGUUGUCAAUAACAAGGGUCCGGGCUACCUCUUGCAAGAUGGCCUGCUUUAUUACGAUGGGGAUUCGGAUGACGCGAGUCUCAAUCCUGCAUUGAACGCCGCCAUGCUGCUCCGUAGGUUCGCCCCGAUGGCAUCCAGCGUCGACAAGAGGGUGGCGUACACAGACUUUGCAAAGAGCCAAGUCGACUAUGUCCUUGGAAAAAAUUCGAUGAAUGUGCCCUACAUCGUUGGAGUGAACCCCAACUCCCCGAAGAACCCCCACUCUGCAAUGGCCUCAGGUGGAAUCGACAUUGGCAAUAUCGACACCGAUCCCGUUGAGGAGGCGUACGUCCUCUAUGGUGCCGUUGUGGGCGGACCGGACAAGCGAGGCAGAUUCUUCGACAUUCGAAGUGACUGGCCUCAGACGGAGGUCGCACUGGACUACAACGCACCCAUGCUCACACUCGCCGCCAUGCACGUCGCCGCGGACACCUCAGAACCCUACUACACCUCCCUCCAAGCAGGCGCCUACGACCAGGUCAAGCCCAAGGGCCGUCCAUGCGAUUCUGCAUACCAGGACGGCUGCGAGGCCGGGCGCCUCAACAAGAAAGCAACGCUAGCGAUGGCCAUUGUCGUCACCGUCGUUGGCCUCGCCCUCAUUGGCCUCUCGGCGUGGUACCUCAUCCUACUCUAUCGUUCGCGGUCUGCAGACGGCGGCAAGUUCUAA
Messenger RNA from Cyclocybe aegerita, 1752 nucleotides. The record is from the annotation of a GenBank genome assembly. NCBI's taxonomy places the organism in Eukaryota, Fungi, Basidiomycota, Agaricomycetes, Agaricales, Hemipholiotaceae.